Helianthus annuus (common sunflower) is the source of this 1540-nucleotide messenger RNA. RefSeq names its product protein HOMOLOG OF MAMMALIAN LYST-INTERACTING PROTEIN 5. Lineage: Eukaryota; Viridiplantae; Streptophyta; Magnoliopsida; Asterales; Asteraceae. The transcript has 6 exons. The record is from RefSeq and is a predicted model, not a curated record. Gene Ontology annotation, cellular component: multivesicular body. Gene Ontology annotation, biological process: late endosome to vacuole transport via multivesicular body sorting pathway. The coding region runs from base 105 to 1391 and encodes 428 amino acids.
ACACUGCAACACGACGUCGCGUUGGUCGAUAUCGUUAUACGCGUAGAGUAAGCAACCCCAUUAUCCAUCAAAACCUUUGUUUCGUGUGAACGUUGAACGUAAAAAUGGCGAACGAGAACGAACCAGCAAAGUUACUGUUACCUUACCUUCAACGUGCCGAUGAAUUGCAAAAGCACGAGCCUCUCGUCGCUUACUACUGUCGACUUUAUGCCAUAGAACGAGGUAUGAAGAUUCCUCAGAGUGAACGAACAAAAACCACAAGCGCUUUACUCCUCUCGCUUAUGAAACAGCUUGAAAAGGAUAAGAAGUCACUACAGUUAGGGCCCGAUGAUCAUCUCUAUCUGGAAGGAUUUGCAUCAAAUGUCUUUGCAAAGGCCGAUAAGCAAGACCGAGCUGGGAGAGCUGACCUCAAUACCGCAAAGACGUUUUAUGCUGCCAGCAUUUUCUUUGAGAUACUUAACCAGUUCGGUGAUGUUCAGCCUGAUCUUGAGCAGAAACAGAAGUACGCAGCAUGGAAAGCCGCAGACAUAAGAAAAGCUAUAAAAGAAGGAAGGAAGCCUGUACCCGGCCCCCCUGGUGGUGAUAAAGAUCUUUUAGAUAUUUCAAACAAUGGAGACGACCUGGAACCUAGUGGGAGUGAGCCACCGCCAGCCACCAGAGAUGCACCAGAAUCCCAUUCUUCAUCCCGGUUUUACGACAGAAGUGAUUCUGACCAGUUCACUAAUAGUCUUCCAUCACCGCCACGGGAUAUUCCACAUCCAUCAUCUUCAAACAUCCGACAACCACCACCACCUUCAAACGUCCAACAACCACCACCAUCUUCAAACGUACAACAACCACCACCUUCAAAUUUCCCACCACCAACUUAUUCUUCUGACGAAUAUCCAUCCAAUAAUUUUCAGCAGCACCCUUCUCAGACGUAUCACCAUCCAUCAUCUUAUCCACAAGAACCUCAACAUCACAUUCCCCAAAAUUACCCUUCUCAAGAUCUCCCUUUCACAUAUCCCAACUUCCAAACUUACCCUAGUUUUUCUGAAACUACCCUUCCCGCAGCACCAGCUCAUUACCCCUCAUCGUACUAUCAGGGUUCUGAACCACCUUACUCCCCUUCAGCUACUAGACCAGCAGAAUAUCCAUCUGCAGCUCAGUACAAGCCAAAUGCAACCAACGGGUCGGGUCCGGUUCAGGCUCCAGAACCUGCACCUGCGACGACAUCUGCACAGUCGUAUCAGUAUGACAGUAAUUACCAGCCUGCCCCUGAGAAAAUUGCGGAGGCGCACAAGGCUGCAAGGUUUGCUGUUGGAGCGUUGGCGUUUGAUGACGUUUUUGUUGCUGUAGAUUUCCUUAAAAAAUCUCUUGAACUGCUUACUAAUCCAUCUGCAAGUGUUUAAAUUGCUGGUGGGUCUGUUAAAACUUGCAUAUCGACCUUUUGUUUUGGCGGUUUGUGCUGGUUUUGCGAAGGUGGUUGGAUAUAUUCAUAUAUUAUGUAUAAACGUUCCUGUGUAUUUGAGUGAAAACAUGGUAUCUUAGAAUUUGAGAA